This is a messenger RNA of Ilex paraguariensis (yerba mate), 2574 nucleotides long. Lineage: Eukaryota; Viridiplantae; Streptophyta; Magnoliopsida; Aquifoliales; Aquifoliaceae. The record is from the annotation of a GenBank genome assembly.
AAUAUGGUUAUGGAUUUGGCUAUGACUCCCAGACAUCCUCCUCAUAUAGACAAGAUGAAGGUUGGUCAGGGACUGGCGCAUUCGUUUCCUAUUAGAUUUGAUUUUACAUGAUACUCCCUUGCCUAAUCCUACACACUACUGUACUAUUGUUGGGAGCUUGUUUCUCCUACUAUUGUUCAUUGGGCUAUUGUUCUCUGAAUUCUUCACUAUCUUCGAGGUACCCUACAUCAGAGUUUAUUUCUCUUAUUCUACUUAACUCAGAGCUUACUCAGAUGUCGAUUGGGCUAGCGACUCUAUGGAUCACAAGUCCACCACUUAUUUCUGUCUUUUUCUUGGUGAUUCUCUCAUUUCUUGAAAGAGUAAGAAGCAAACUGUUCUUGGUCGUUCCUCAUCUGAAUCGAAAUACCACGCUAUGGCAUCUACUACAUCUGAAAUAGUCUUGUUACGGUAGCUACUUUGUGAUCUUGGUAUCUCUUUACCAGCCCUUACUCCUAUAUAUUGUGAUAUCACCAGUGCUAUUCUGAUUGUUCACAACUCGGUCUUCCAUGAGUGUACAAAACAUAUUUAGAUUGACUACCACUUUGUGUGCCAUUAUUUUAAGCUGGACACUAUAUCUCUCCCCUUUCUUUCUUCUACCAUGCAGCUAGCAGAUUUCUUUACAAAAUCCCACACCAUCGUACAUUUUCAUUUUUUUCUUGGCAAACUCUUGAUAUUCUCGGCUAAAACAUCAUUAGUUUGAGGGGGGAUAUUGAAGUAUUAUAAUAUAUUAGUAUUUGGAGUAGUUUAGUCAUUUACCUUGUUUUAUGUUGCCCUAGUGUAUAAGAGUUUCUACUAUGUGUCUUAAGGAGUAUGGAUUUCUUGUCCACCAUAUUUGUACUUUUUCUUUAUUUAGUUAAAGUUAUGCUUCUUAUCAAAAAGAUUUAAUUGGUUAAUGAGACAUUGAAAAUAUUAAAAGUUGUUUGAUAACUGUUCCUGAAUAUUUGAAUGAAUAUCUGGAAAGAUAGGCUUCUUCUUUCCAGACAUUAUCAAACAGUGGAGUGCUUGGUGACAUCAAAUGAUUCCAGCAGUGCAGAUUGGUUCCAUGACAGCGUAUUUAGGCUGGCUUGCUGUUUUACAGCAACUGGAGCUUUUUUUCUCCAUCAAAGUUUGACUAGGAAGUAUCAUUUUAUACGUAUGCUUCCAGGUGGAGUCAAGUUCACAAUGAUUCCAUUCUGAGUUCACUAAGACAAAAAUCCUUUGUUAAAGGAUCAUGUGUCUAAGGGUUGGUUCCUGCAUGGGUUGAUUUCAGAAAUAGUUGUGACAUGUGUCUAAUGUGCUUUGAGCCCUCCAUUUUUUGCAUAGGCUUUACUCUCAGGUUUUUGCCAAGCACUCCGCUUUUUGCAUAGGCUUUACCCUGAGGUUUUUGCCAAAGUCACUGCAAUAUUCCGGAUUAUUUUUGAUUGCUCACUGCCUCAUCGGUUGGGGUUUAGCUUUCACCCUAUGCUUUUCCAAUUUACAUGCAAUUCAUGCAAUUUGACUCAGGUUGCUACUUGGUUGGAACUGAAAGAUAGGUUGAUGCCGAAUGGUCGCCUCAUGGUGAAUUGCGGUUCUGCCAAUGAUGGAACAUCCAAUUCUAUUGGAGCAACUCAUGCUGCAAUUUCAUCAUCUGAUGACACUUGGGAACAAAAUUCUACCAUCAAGGCAUUAUGCAAAGCAUUCCCUGGACAAAAUGGAAUCAACAACACAGAUGAUCUGGAAACCAGCAACACCAGUGGAGAUCAAGGGAAGGCGAUAAGUUUAUGUGCUUAUGUUCUGAUAGUGCGUUUAGUGCUUAUUGAUCUGGACAAAGCUCACAAGUUAACAUCCACACAGUUAAGCUGGAAGAAAUUACCAAAACGAGCUGGUGAAAAUUAUCUCACACUGACAGGAUCUUUACCAGAUUUGACAAUGUGGGCCGCCGCUCUCCCUGAUCAAUUUAGCUCAAGUGUCAGGCAGUGGAGGACUUGUUGGCUUUCGUGAUUUGUUUGAGGAAGGCUUUUUUUAAAAGUGUCUCUGGAAUGACUUGGGCAGAGUUUUAGAUUUCUAGCUAUUAAAGGUAGAAGGAUGAAUUAUAGUUUGCACUAUUUUGUAAGGCCUAAAUCAUAAUGCUCAAGCUGCCAGUUUAGAUUGUGCUCUCUUCGUUUCACAUGGAGUCAUCUCUUUUUUCUUUGAUGCCUAGGAUGAUUGACAUCUGAGAUUAAUGUUCUCUACUAGCUGUAUCUGUAACUAUGGUGUUAAUCUCUCUCUCUCUCUCUCUCUCUCUCUCGUGAUUGGCAGUUAAUGGGCUUGACAUUGCGAGGACAUUGACUUCACAGAGCGCAGGUUUGAUUGGGGAGCUUAUGUUGACCUGAGCUUGCUGAAUGUGUUCUGACGCUCAGGCUCAUUUUUAGGUUUGGGGAGACGCUCUGUCAUGUGCACGCCGAAAAAAUAUUGUUAAGUGGUCCACUCAUGUUAUCAGUUCUCCAAAUUUCUGCUCUCAUUACCAUAAGAUUUUAGGCAUUAAAGGCUUCAAACACAAAUUUUGGUAUGUACUCGUUGCUUUAAUCAAGUAUAUAU